AAUGCUCACGACGUCAUGGUCUUUCUCCACAUACAGAAGACAGGUGGUACGUCGUUUGGAAGACAUCUCGUGAUGGAUCUCGAUUUAAAGAGGCCGUGCAACUGUCAGCGAGCGCGUAAACGGUGCCAUUGUUUUCGACCGCACAGCAACGAAAUAUGGCUCUUUUCGAGAUACUCCACUGGCUGGAAAUUAAAAUUAGCAGCUGUCAGUAACGAGCGUGUGUCAGCGUCUCAGUUACAUCAUCAAGACGGAUACUAAACAAGUGUAUCUUUAUUAGUAUGAUAAACAAGAAAAUGGAACUAUCGAGCAUAUUAAUCGUUCGUCGACCUCUGCACCGCCAACCUGCGCAUUGUUAUGUACUAUUUGUAUUUAUUAAUACGAUGUUUACGUUGA
This is a messenger RNA of Melitaea cinxia (Glanville fritillary), 393 nucleotides long. RefSeq names its product heparan-sulfate 6-O-sulfotransferase 2-like. The record is from RefSeq and is a predicted model, not a curated record. Bases 16 to 258 code for a protein of 80 amino acids. NCBI's taxonomy places the organism in Eukaryota, Metazoa, Arthropoda, Insecta, Lepidoptera, Nymphalidae. Gene Ontology annotation, molecular function: heparan sulfate 6-sulfotransferase activity. The transcript is spliced from 3 exons. Gene Ontology annotation, cellular component: membrane.